AUCCGAGAUCCCAACUCUAGCCACGGUUAUGGCUGCCACUUUACUGUCGUGGUGGCUGUCUAGAUCGAAGGAUCACUUUCGCUUUGCGAAAGAUCUUCUCCGUCAGUUGUUUACUUAGUUGCGUGCGCAUCGACGAGUUACUAACAGUGACGUGAUAAAUUCGAACCACAUCAGAUAACGCACAAGGAUGGUUAAGUUCGUGUGACGAGCGCUUUUUGUUGAGGGAUGCGUCUCGCGACAAGAUCGACCGCCUCUUGGAUCAAGUCCGUGCUCUCGUACGUCAUCGGAUAGUAAUUCUUUGGUUUGGUUCGUGAUUGAGACUCUGCGACGUCUGACCUAUAGGCUAAGGAAGCGGGUCUUGGGUCGGGUGUUCAGCCAAAUCACGAGAUGAUCCAGCGCCGCCCAUCCGCCUCGCCAAGGCACAAGCAGGAGUCCCAGCCUGUCAUUGUGAAAGCUCCUGCGCAGAGUGAAACGAUCAACUCGACUAACUUAGGGGUUACAGUGCCGCGAGAUCAGCUGAAUUUCAUACCACCUGCGGAACAGUUCCUAUCAUUAUGGAUGGAAGGGCCUGCACCAGCUGGACCCUGGCGCCAGCUUCCUCAUCCCAAUUCUCCGGAUUUCGCGGGCCCUUCCAACGGUUCCAACACCAUCCAGGUGGACCCGGCGUCCCUGCUUCCUUCAUCAUUUGUCACAGGAGUCCCGAAUCCCCUUGCAGGAGUAUAUGAUGACGGUAUCGUUUGCCCCAGUGCCCAUGACGCGCAGCAGCCUGCAUUCAAUCAAUGCGCCCCCAAUUCUGGCGGGUGUCCUACUAUACAUUCACCGCUUCCGGCACGGGGUCCAAGUGCCGUUGCCCAACAGGCAAUGACACAUAGCGUCGGAGGGACGGGUGCCUUCGUUGCAUCAAAUAAUGGAUAUCAGCAAGUUCCCAGAAACUCCCCUCGCAAUUACCCCACCCCACCUUUCAUACACCUCGCUCAGCAUUCAAGCCCAUCGCGUAUGCCACAUACACAGAAUCCACACCACCAAAGUUGGGCUGCCACGCACACCUCUGCCAGUAAUAUGACACAAGCGCUGACAGGGCAUAACGGAGGGGUUGGGACGCAGAUGGGACCCUACCCCAACGCAAAUCCAGGCACCAGUAAUGGGAUCAGGUGGAAAGGAGCUGGUGGUCACCGGUAGAGUGGCCUAGCAUACACAUGUAUUAUCGUGAUUAUUGCCCCCAUACACAUUCGUAGGAUUUGCAGCUUAUCCGCUCUCGGUAGACGGACCAACAAAGGAUAUAUAUGUUCGAUCCACUUGUCUUUGUAUUUGCAUUUUGUUUCUCGUUUUACCUUCAUGUCACUAUGUAAUCUUAGGUUGCUCUUUUGGCCGCGAUGAGGAAGAAUGAUUCUAAUGCAAGAUAAUUGAUAACGGGAGUU
This is a messenger RNA of Cantharellus anzutake, 1418 nucleotides long. RefSeq lists its product as uncharacterized. The coding region runs from base 388 to 1179 and encodes 263 amino acids. The record is from RefSeq and is a predicted model, not a curated record. NCBI's taxonomy places the organism in Eukaryota, Fungi, Basidiomycota, Agaricomycetes, Cantharellales, Hydnaceae. The transcript has 3 exons.